AUGACAGCGGAGAAUGGAUUGCCCGGGCCGUGGGCAGUGAAGUUCAGCAAAUCGCGCAAGCGCGAGUACUACUACAACCCGGAGACCAAGGAGUCGCAGUGGGAAGUGCCGGCGGACACGGACAGCGAGCAGCUGGCGCGGCAUCUGGCGGAGCACCCGGUGCAGGUGCGGUGUCUGCACCUGCUGAUCAAGCACGCGGGGUCGCGGCGGCCGGCGUCACACCGCAACGAGCACAUCACGCUGGACAAGGCGGCGGCGGUGGCGGAGCUGGAGCAGUACGCGGAGCGGUACCGUCAGGGGGAGCGGUUCGAGGAGCUGGCACGGGAGCGCAGCGACUGCUCGUCGUACAAGCGCGGGGGUGACCUAGGGACGUUCGGGCGCGGGGAGAUGCAGCCAAGCUUCGAGAAGGUGGCGUUUGCGCUGCCCGUGGGCGGCGUGAGCGACGUGGUGGAGUCGGACAGCGGUGUGCAUCUGAUCAAACGGGUGGCGUGA
Eremothecium gossypii ATCC 10895 is the source of this 492-nucleotide messenger RNA. It is a transcript of the gene ESS1, whose product is annotated as peptidylprolyl isomerase ESS1. The transcript has a single exon. Lineage: Eukaryota; Fungi; Ascomycota; Saccharomycetes; Saccharomycetales; Saccharomycetaceae. The coding region runs from base 1 to 492 and encodes 163 amino acids. The record is from RefSeq and is marked provisional. Gene Ontology annotation, molecular function: peptidyl-prolyl cis-trans isomerase activity; protein binding. Gene Ontology annotation, cellular component: cytosol; nucleus.